GCAAACAAAGUUCGAACUUGAUACAUUUUUAACAGGUGUUCACUGGUGCUUCUACUCGUUUUUAUAGUCUUAAUAGUCGUUUUUCUCAUUCAGUUGUUAUUUAAAACAAGAAAUCAUAAUGUUGUCGUAAUCUUACCUUAAAAAGUGAGCUCUAGUAGACUUAAAAAUGUUUAUAGAUGACAUAAAAACAGAUUUCUACGAUGUUCUGCUCGGGAAUAGAGUGUUGCUAUUAGUGCAUUGCGAUGUCGACGCGGUAUGUACAUGUAAAAUCCUCCAGGAGUUGUUUAAAUGUGAUAAUAUUUCAUACACGUUGGUGCCUGUGGGGGGUAUUUCCGAGUUGAAAACUGCAUACGAAGAGAAUAGUGAGGAAAUAAAGUAUGUGGUGCUGAUUAACUGCGGCGGCACUAUUGAUUUGGUGGAUAUCCUGCAGCCAGAAGAAGAUGUGGUGUUUUUUGUCCUGGAUUCACACAAACCAACAGAUAUUUGCAAUGUUUAUAGUGAUGGACAGGUGAGGCUAGUGCACAAAGACAGUGAAGAGAACAUUCCAAACUUUGAUGAUAUAUUUAGAGAUGAUGAAGAGGAAGAGAAUGAAGAACAAGCAAGUGGUAUGGAGGCUCUCGAGGCCAUGGUGGAGAAGAGGAAAGAGCGCCGCGCGUGGGAGGAGAGGCGACACACUCUCAUGUUCAACUACACACAGUUCUCUUACUAUGGGAAACCGAGUGCGAUGGUGGCGCUGGAGGUGUCAUGGCGAGCCUCUCGCGGCGGAACCGGUGCGCACUGGGCGGCCGCCGUCGCACUCACCGCGCACCAGGCCUCGCACGCACGGGCCCCCGCCGCCGCGCUGCUGGACGCGCACCCGCUGCACCGCCGCCUCGCAGCCACGCACCACCAGGACCACCAGGUACCACCGCCCCUACCACCCCACCAGGCCUCGCACGCACGGGCCCCCGCCGCCGCGCUGCUGGACGCGCACCCGCUGCACCGCCGCCUCGCAGCCACGCACCACCAGGACCACCAGGUACCACCGCCCCUACCACCCCACCAGGCCUCGCACGCACGGGCCCCCGCCGCCGCGCUGCUGGACGCGCACCCGCUGCACCGCCGCCUCGCAGCCACGCACCACCAGGACCACCAGGUACCACCGCCCCUACCACCCCACCAGGCCUCGCACGCACGGGCCCCCGCCGCCGCGCUGCUGGACGCGCACCCGCUGCACCGCCGCCUCGCAGCCACGCACCACCAGGACCACCAGGUACCACCGCCCCUACCACCCCACCAGGCCUCGCACGCACGGGCCCCCGCCGCCGCGCUGCUGGACGCGCACCCGCUGCACCGCCGCCUCGCAGCCACGCACCACCAGGACCACCAGUGUGCCCAUGUGGUACUAGAGAACGACGUUUGGCUGCCCCUCUAUCGGAGUUGGACUCUCGAGGCGGCGUUGCGCCACGCACCGGACAUCGCGCCAUACCUGAAGCUUCACACCCUCGCCGGAGACGCCCGGGUGCGGCAACUGCUUGCUGAUAUGGGGUACCCGGUGUCGCAGGCGCGGCAGUCGUUCGGCGCCAUGGACGUGGAGCUGCGGCGCGGGCUGCGGCCGGCGCUGGAGGCGGCCGCGGCGCGGCUCGGCCUGCCGCCGCCCGCGCGCGCCGCGCUGCUGCUGCGGGCCCCGCGCGCCGCGCCCCGCGCCGCGCUCGACCUCGCGCUGGGCGUCACGGCGCUGCUCCACCACUCGAUGCCCCGCGGUGUGGGGUUCCAGCACGCACUAGCAGCGCUGGACGUCAGCGGGCGCGGCGAGGAGAGCUUCACACUAGCGCUGCAAGCAGCGCGUGCAGCGCUGCAAGCGACUGCAGCACUCGCUAACGCCACGCUCGCCGCCCGCGCCACACACCUCGCCGGGCCCUUCGGGUACUUCGUAGUGCAGGAGGGCUCGGCGGGGGCGGGGUGGGCGCGCGGGGCGGCGUGGCUGGCGGCGGCGGCGCGGUGGGUGUCGCGCGCGCGUCCGGGGGGCGCGCCGCUGCUGGCGAGCGCGCCGCGCGGGGACGACACCUGUCUGCUGCUCGGCAUCCCGCCCAACUACGACGACGAGCCGCGCAAUUUGUUCGGCGCGGCGUUCGAGCAGGCGGCUAGUCGCUGCGGGGCUUCAGUGCAGCUCGACUACGUGGACUCGUGGGUGGUGGCGCUGCCCACUGCGCAGCGCCCGCAGUUCCUCGACGCACUCACCGCGCUGCUCGCCUGACCACCACCUACCGUCGACCACUCACCACUCACCAUCGGUGCAGCUCGACUUCGUGGACUCAUGGUUGUUGGCGCUGCUCGCUAUACAACGUCCGCAGUCCCUCUACGCACUCACCGCUCUGCUCGCCUGACCACUACCAUCCACCACUUACAAUAUCAUGACACUUACCAUCAGGUUGUUGUACCAUCACCUUGUUUGCAAUUGCAGUUACGAGAACAAAAUGCAUUUGUAUAUAGAAUGAUUAUGUAAACUAUUUUAAGUUGAUUGUGAAA
This is a messenger RNA of Achroia grisella, 2508 nucleotides long. RefSeq names its product cell division control protein 45 homolog (gene Cdc45). Gene Ontology annotation, cellular component: DNA replication preinitiation complex. Bases 167 to 2236 code for a protein of 689 amino acids. Gene Ontology annotation, molecular function: chromatin binding; single-stranded DNA binding; DNA replication origin binding. Gene Ontology annotation, biological process: mitotic DNA replication preinitiation complex assembly; double-strand break repair via break-induced replication; DNA replication initiation. The record is from RefSeq and is a predicted model, not a curated record. NCBI's taxonomy places the organism in Eukaryota, Metazoa, Arthropoda, Insecta, Lepidoptera, Pyralidae. The transcript has 10 exons.